CCGCGGCGGACCGCAUUAUAUAACAAAGACAUGUAUUGGCAUGGUCUUCUCCGUCAUAUCUGGGUUUGUCGCCAUCAUGCUAGAGACAGUUCGGAAAAAAGACAGCGAAAACAACCACGGCUAUUCCACAAUCAGUAUAUUUGCCCAAGGACCUCAAUAUAGUUUGAUUGCACUCGCUGAAGUUUUUACAGAGCUUACAGUGAUGGAGUACUCUUAUAUGGAGGCCUCCGAUGGUAUAAAGUGCUUUAGCAUGGGCCUACACCAGGCGGCGCUGGGCCUUUCAUACUUGAUUGCAGUUGGAAUUGAAGCGUUGGUGAGAAAAACUCGGCCAGACUGGCAUUUGUCUGAUUUAGGGGACAUCUGUGGUGGCGAUUCUCAAUUGGAAAGUUUUCUGGGUAUAUUGGUCCUGUUAAGCGUCGUUUUUUCUCUCAUCUUCCCUAUGGUCACAAGAAUUCCAAAGAAAAGACCAGGCUACACCAGACUGAGAUGAAAUAUAAAUAUAAGGGUCUAUGGUGAAAUUGGCAGAUCUGCAUCUACAUGUAUUGCAAAUUAUAUUUGUUUCAGUAACAAUGGUGCAUGGAUGAUCCAAACCUGUGUCCUUCAUUCUGCAUG
Messenger RNA from Lingula anatina, 612 nucleotides. Its product is annotated as solute carrier family 15 member 4-like. Gene Ontology annotation, molecular function: transmembrane transporter activity. Gene Ontology annotation, biological process: transmembrane transport. Lineage: Eukaryota; Metazoa; Brachiopoda; Lingulata; Lingulida; Lingulidae. The record is from RefSeq and is a predicted model, not a curated record. Gene Ontology annotation, cellular component: membrane.